Messenger RNA from Impatiens glandulifera, 643 nucleotides. RefSeq lists its product as uncharacterized. The coding region runs from base 1 to 441 and encodes 146 amino acids. NCBI's taxonomy places the organism in Eukaryota, Viridiplantae, Streptophyta, Magnoliopsida, Ericales, Balsaminaceae. The transcript has a single exon. The record is from RefSeq and is a predicted model, not a curated record.
AUGAUCAAUUGCAAUUUCUGUAGGUUACCGGAGGAUGUCAGAAAGGAAGUCAUGACCCGAGCAUUGAACCGGACAAGAAGUGUAUUACUACCGACAGAAUUAAGUACUCGAAAAGGUUAUAGAAGCGGUUGGGUUUCACAGGAAGGGAGUAGCAGAGGAAUAAGGACUGAAAGCAACGGUCGAUUCAGCGGCGGUGGGAGAUCGGACCGGUGGGUUUUCACGAAACAGCCGCCGUUUUUCAGUCGGGCAUUAUCGGUUAAAUCCCCUAGAGUGGCGGCGGAUGGAGAAGGGUCAACUUCUGUAAGGACACCUAGAAAUGGUGGGUCAAAGUUGCCAUCGUUUAAGUGUUUGGAACCAAACACAAAAGACGAUGAAACCGGUUUGGUUUUGGCCGAUUCAAAUAAAAACCCGGUUCGAGAAGAUGAACUUCAUCAGUGUUGAUGGUUGAUUAAAUUAAGUUAACUGAACCGACAAGUUCGGUUUUCAGUUUUUAAUUAUCAAUUUUGUGAUGCACAGAUUGUUGUAAUAUGGGAAGAUAUGGGAAAUGGGAAGUAUUUUUAAGUAAUGUUUUGUGAUUUUAUACUUAAAAUGUAAUAUUAAAUUUAUUUACAUUUACUUAAUUACUUUGAUAUAUUUUCUUUAA